Telopea speciosissima is the source of this 691-nucleotide messenger RNA. Its product is annotated as protein RALF-like 33. The coding region runs from base 105 to 452 and encodes 115 amino acids. The record is from RefSeq and is a predicted model, not a curated record. The transcript has a single exon. Lineage: Eukaryota; Viridiplantae; Streptophyta; Magnoliopsida; Proteales; Proteaceae.
AGAAAGAGUAGCAGUAGAGAGGAAAGCGAAAAGGGGAAAAAAGGAAAAAAAGCUUGAACGUGAGCUUCUUCUGAACAAGAGGAAGAAGAAGAGCAACAACAACAAUGGCGAAGUACGCCAGCCUUUUGUUUUUGGUAGCUAUCUUCAUAGCGACCUUAGUAAUCUCAUCUUCAAAAGUCGAUGCCAGUAGCGAUUAUCAAUUAGGUUGGAUUCCGGAGAGAUCCACCUGCGAUGGAUCGAUCGGAGAAUGUCUCGAGGGUGAAGAGUUCGAAAUGGACACAGAGAUCAAUCGUCGCAUUCUAGCUGCCGCUCGUUACAUAAGCUAUGGGGCACUGCAGCGUAACAGCGUCCCUUGCUCCAGACGAGGUGCCUCUUACUACAAUUGCAGGAGAGGAGCUCAAGCUAACCCUUAUAGCCGCGGUUGCAGUCGCAUUACUCGAUGUCGGAGUUAGUUUUCUUCCUUUUUUUUCUCCAAUUUCCUUUCCUUUCCCCUUCUUCUUCUUUUUUUCUUUUUUUCUUUUUUUUUUCUCUGGUAAAGAGGGUUGUGGCCUGUGGGUGAACUGGGUUCGUUUGUUUUACAUUGGGAAAGGAGGAAAAGAAAAAGGUUGGUGUUGCUCUCUGUAAGGAAGGAAUUGGGGAUAUGGUUAUAUUUCUCUUGUCAUAAUAAUACUCUGGCUUCUUUGUGUAAAAC